ACGUUUUAACUUUUAUUAAUUGGUUCCCUUUAAUUGGUAACCAGUCAAUUGGACCAAAAAUGAACUUGGUUGCAAGAUUUCAAAGAACUCUGCAAAAUCUGUACUUUGGAUUCAGAUUUAAUGCUCCAGCACUAGCCACUGCGAAUUGCUUACCGGAGAAACAGAGAGAUAGGUCAUCAUUUCCGACACUUCAGGAAUGCUUUGAGAGCAUCAUGAGGGCAGCUGUACCAAAGAAGAGACGAUCAAAAGAAAAACGAAAAAUGAGAAAGAUGGGCCAUUACCAAACAUUCUUGCAAGAAAACUUAAAAGAACGCAGAGAGAUUUGUCUGACAUGUGGGAAUUUUUUUAGACGAGGAUUUUUGUGUGAUCAUUGCUACAAUACUGCAAAACAACAGACACUGAAAAUAUGGAAGGAGAUAGGUGAAAAAUACAUGAAUUUUCAGUAUUUCACUGUGGAUGAUAACCCUGACAAUGUUAAACGGACAUUUAGAUUUGAGAAAUUAAAAGACUGGUUUCAUGAUGAACAAGAAGAGAAAAGCUCAAACACAGAAAAGAAAGAUCCAAGCACUUCAAGUUCACCUGCACUUAAAGAAUCAACUCCAAAUCCAUAGAAUUUUAUCUGUCAUUUGAGUGGCUAUCCGACCUUCGAUGGAUGAAUAUUUCUGAAUCUUUAAUUUAUUAAUAAAUGAUUUAGAUUUACA
Messenger RNA from Ostrea edulis (European flat oyster), 701 nucleotides. RefSeq names its product 39S ribosomal protein L32, mitochondrial-like. Lineage: Eukaryota; Metazoa; Mollusca; Bivalvia; Ostreida; Ostreidae. Gene Ontology annotation, cellular component: mitochondrial large ribosomal subunit. The transcript is spliced from 3 exons. The coding region runs from base 60 to 611 and encodes 183 amino acids. The record is from RefSeq and is a predicted model, not a curated record. Gene Ontology annotation, molecular function: structural constituent of ribosome. Gene Ontology annotation, biological process: translation.